AUGGACCACCACCACCACAUGCACUCGUUCCCACCUCCCCUCGAUACACCUGGCCGUUCGGCCUCAUCCGUGUCGGCAAGCUCCGUCGCCCUCUCGCCGCUCGACAUGGACCCCCUCCUCACCAACAACGCUGACCUGUACGACGGCGACGCGGCAGCCGGUACUGGCAUCGACCCCGCGCUUCUCUUCAUGGAUCCCGGGCUGCAGCUGCAUGGAAUGUACCCCUUCGCAGUGGGCGGCGGCGUCUCGCCCUCAUACCCCUUCGCCCCCCACCACCACAUCUACGGCGAGCCGUCGUCGUCCAGUACGCCACCCGGGUGGAUGAUGGCGUGGACACCACCCAUGACACCGAGCGCAGUUCCUGCCAAGCCCGUCUCCCACCAACCCCCGGCGCCCAUGCAGCAGCUCCCACUGCCAGUACCCCAGCCCGCACCAACCAUGAGCUCGAGUGGAAGCCGUUCCACCGCCCCUCCCGCCGACUAUUCGCUUCCAUUCGACGUGACGCCCUUCAUCCUGGCGCAGGAAGCGUUCGCAAGCGAAGACGACAAGUGGGCGGCGGUGCUCGCGCGCGACCCGGCGGCCGACGCUGCCUUUGUCUACUGUGUCACCAGCACCCGCAUCUACUGUCGUCCAACCUGCCCCUCGCGCCGCGCAUUGCGGCACAACGUCGUGUUCACCCGCACUCCUGGCGAGGCCGAGGAGCUCGGCUACCGUGCAUGCCGCCGCUGCCUUCCCGACUGCCUCGCAAGCGCCAGCGAAACUCGACAGAUAAUCGCAGUGGAGCAGGCAAAGGCCAUCAUCGCCGAGGCCGUCAACUCGGACGGCCGUAUCCCGGUCCCCAGCCUGUCCAAGCUGUCCGAGGCCGUGUCCAUGUCCAAGUUCCACUUCCAGCGCACAUUCAAGAGGAUCGUGGGCGAGUCUCCCGACAGCUACUCGAGGACUCUGCGCCGUAUCCGCACCGUGUCCGGAUAA
Messenger RNA from Apiotrichum porosum, 972 nucleotides. RefSeq lists its product as uncharacterized. Gene Ontology annotation, biological process: regulation of DNA-templated transcription; DNA repair. The record is from RefSeq and is a predicted model, not a curated record. The coding region runs from base 1 to 972 and encodes 323 amino acids. Gene Ontology annotation, molecular function: zinc ion binding; methyltransferase activity; sequence-specific DNA binding. Lineage: Eukaryota; Fungi; Basidiomycota; Tremellomycetes; Trichosporonales; Trichosporonaceae. The transcript has 3 exons.